AUGCUAAAGAAGAAAGUGCUUAACUCACUAAAUAAUCUGCAAGGAACAGAUAACCAGAAAAGAAAAGAAGCAGAGAAGCACAUUAUUGAUGAGUCUUCCAGCAAUUUUGCAGGAAUGAUAGAUGCGCUUCUUGACAUUCUAGUUGAUACAUCACUGGGUACGCUUGGAGACACAAUGACUGCUGGGCUUGUUUUAAAGACGCUUUUCUCAUGGGAGUCAGAGGAAAAGAGGCAGGAGGUGAAUAUGAAGUGGACGUCGCUUAGCGAAAAGGAAAGAGAGGCGCUGAAGGCCAAACUCAUAGGAAGUCUGGGAAGCUGCAAAGGCAGUGUUGGUGAAAUAUUAGGGCAGUGUCUGGGGGCUGUGGCCAGAAUUGAGGUUGUGAGCGGAAGAUGGCUUGAGGUGUUCUCCGAUCUUUCUUCUGUUGGUGUGGACACAAAGUCAGAGACCGUGCGCAUGAAUAUAAUGGAAACCAUUGGUAUUCUGUGCAUGGACACCACUGGAAUGGACGAGUCGCUUAUUUUGCACUCGUCUGGAUUUAUUCUCACAGUGCUUAUAAAUGGAGCCAAGUCAGAGAAUUUGGACACGCAGAAAAGCGCGUUUAAGAAUUUAGACAGGUGCCUGGAGUUUAUAUCUCACAAUAUUAACAUUGAAAACGAGUGCCUGAUUGUGAUGGAAACACUUUUCAAUGCAUGCUCUUCCAGCAAUGAAGACGUAGCGUGUCUUGCCUUGCGGUGCUACACAGGAACUCUUUUUAUGUACUAUAGCAAAGUGGUAAAGUAUGUUGGGCUGGCAUUUGGGAACAUUGCUAUGAAUUACAUGUACUCAGAGAGCGAAAAAAAGAUUCUUGCUGCAAUUGAGAUGUGGAGUGCGAUCACUGAGCACGAGAUGUACAGCCACGGGGAAAUCAUAAGCAAGGUUUUUUCCACGCUUGUUGGCCAGUGUCUUAUACUUGCUAUGAAUGAAGACCUGGAGCAGACAGAUGAGUGGAUGCCUCACAAGGCCGCUGCCUGGCUGCUUACCUCAAUUGCACAUUGCGCGCCGGAGAAGAUCAACGGGAACAUAGUAAAUAAGGCAUUCAGCGAACCUCUCAAUCUUAUCUCCGCAAUCGAAACAUUCAUUAUCUCCCAGGAUCCUGUCAAGUUUGAGGCUGGGAUGAUCGCACUAGGCUCCAUACUGAAUGAGGAAACCGUGAACCCGCUUGCUCCAAUGAUUAAGCGCGUUGGGCCUCUUGUAUUUCACUCGCUUGAGUCCAAAAACCCAGUGGUUUUGGACACGGGGAUGUGGCUGCUUGAAAGAUUCUUCAAGUAUGCAUACUCUGCAGUGGAGCAGUGUCAUUUGGAAAACGACAUCAUCCGGCAAAUUAUGAAAAUUAUCAGCCUUAACUCAGACACAUCUGUUACUGCAGCCUGGACUCUUACAGGAAUUGCCAGUGCAGUUAGAGCACAAAGCACUUCCGACACGUACAGAGACCACGCAAUAUUCACGAACUUCACAAUGAUUUUGGACUCGCUGGUCCGUACGUUCUUCUCCCUUCACGAAACCCAGUUUACGCUUCGAGUGUCCCUCUCUUCCGCUAUUGCUGAGGUAAUUAAGGCAGCAAUUCCUACAUACUUUGAGAAUGUAAUUAGCUUCCUGGGCGAGAUUAUUGGGAAGACAAAGAACGAGCUUGUUUCUCCAAACUCAAACGAAGAGACAAUCUCCUGCUAUAUGAACCUAAUACAGGCAUGCGUUAGUACGUGCACACUGGAUCAAAUACCUAAUCUUCCACAUGAUAUAGUCAGCGUGUGCAUAUUCAUUCUACACAGAGGAAAGCUUGUGUCUCUCUACACAGAGGCAUAUCUUACUUUGGGCUUGCUUGCAGACAGACUGGGGAUUGACUUUGGCAACUAUGCAGAGGAGCUGAUUCCAUUUGUCAUUCGGGAUCUUCGCACCUUCUGCAGUGAUGAAAACAAAGACCUGAAAAGCCCCAUAUUUGCAACCAGUCUAAUUAUGUUUAUUGGCUCCAUGGCGAGCUCAAUGCAGCUUGGAUUCAGUGUGUAUAUGUACCAGAUUGUGCCCACUCUAAUGCAGGCUGUGAUGUCUCCCCAUUUGCCGCGAGAAGCAAAAGCUACCGCCAUUUCCACGUUCUCUGAUAUCUCUCUUGCAGUUGGGAAGAUAUUCGAUAGAUACCAUGAGUCUAUCAUGGAAAUUGCAAUGAGCGUGGUUAAGCUGAAGGAUGACGGAAGUGACAGUGGAUUUAUUUUUGUUCUGAGAGAAUCUCUUCUUGUCCUUCUCUCAUGUAUUGUGCAGGCCUCAGAUGGGCGCAGUUCUUGUGUGUUAAACUCGGUAAAUAUCAUACUUUUAAUUGUUAAAAUAAUUGCUGAAGAAACCAAUGACUCUGCAUGUAUUAUCAAGUCUCUCUAUUUGCUAUCUGACCUAUGGGUGCUCUGCGGGCCAUGCGGAAACCCAUCUGUGAUUUCUUCUCUUGAGUCCCCCUGGGUCUUUGAGUUCAUUGCAGCAAAAGCAGAGUCAACGAUUAAAGAAGUGCGGGAUGCAGCAAUUUCCACUAGACUUCAGAUUAGCUAUAUUAACAAAGAGUAG
Nematocida ausubeli is the source of this 2580-nucleotide messenger RNA. RefSeq lists its product as uncharacterized. Bases 1 to 2580 code for a protein of 859 amino acids. The record is from RefSeq and is a predicted model, not a curated record. The transcript has a single exon. Gene Ontology annotation, biological process: protein import into nucleus. Gene Ontology annotation, molecular function: nuclear import signal receptor activity; small GTPase binding. Gene Ontology annotation, cellular component: cytoplasm; nucleus. NCBI's taxonomy places the organism in Eukaryota, Fungi, Microsporidia.